GGCCAACCUCGGAAUGAAUGCAAUCUGGGACAUACUAACAGACUCUGUCUACCCAUAGAUUCCGUCGCUCAUGCUCGAGCCAAUCCACUACAAGCCAUCUCUACUACAGUAAUGACCCUGAACAAUGGAAUUCUGGGGCAAGUUCAGCAGACCACGGUCCCUCGCAUUAUUUUCAACCCCAAAGUCGCCAUAAAUCGCCUUCACAAUGGCCUCACUCAGGCACGCUGCAUCGGGAACGGCUGUAACCGACUUGAGGGGACAAAAUCAGAUUUAGCAGCCUAUGUUAGAAACGGUACAGAUGAAACUCGAGUCAGCGACGAAAAGCAUGCCAGUUCGCCUAAGUUACAGUCCUCCAGACAACUAAUUUCUCUGCCCGAUGAGGAUAGUGAUUCUGCUAAGAGAAAUGGUACACUUCAUUUGGUGAGCAAACUUCACUGUUCCUCAGGUGGCUCUGGUACUGGAGAAGGCGAUAAUUCUAUUAGUGUUGACAGCAAAGUCAAGCUUAAGCCGCCUUCCGGGGCUCUUUUCGAUUCUUCCCAAAUUUCCUCAAAGCCAGAGUUUUCAUUACCCCACAGUACUGGCAGCACCUUUUCUUCCAUGAAACGACUCAAGCUUGGUAUAUUAGAUGCGCCCAGGUCGAGCCGAAUUAUCUCAGAUAAUACAUCAACUGAGGAAAAGCCUGAUAUUAUUGAUGAGAUAAAGAAAGGCUUUUCAGAGAAAGAAGAUAUUCCAAAUUAA
Protopolystoma xenopodis is the source of this 738-nucleotide messenger RNA. Lineage: Eukaryota; Metazoa; Platyhelminthes; Monogenea; Polystomatidea; Polystomatidae. The record is from the annotation of a GenBank genome assembly.